Funneliformis mosseae is the source of this 142-nucleotide messenger RNA. The record is from the annotation of a GenBank genome assembly. Lineage: Eukaryota; Fungi; Glomeromycota; Glomeromycetes; Glomerales; Glomeraceae.
AAACAAGAAAUAAAGAAUGUCGUCCAAGAUUUCUUGAAUGGGAUUCACAGAUAUAAAGAAAUUAGUGGAGGAGGAUUUGCCAAAGUGUAUUCUGCAACAUGGAUCGAUGGUCAAUCGGAAUUUGAUAAGCAUGAUGACGGAA